Messenger RNA from Paramecium pentaurelia, 1529 nucleotides. The record is from the annotation of a GenBank genome assembly. NCBI's taxonomy places the organism in Eukaryota, Ciliophora, Oligohymenophorea, Peniculida, Parameciidae.
AUGAAGAGAUUUGAUUUAUUUUAUGAGUUUUCUAAUUAAUAAUUAGGAUAAGGAGUAUUUGGUUAGGUUUAUUUGGCCAAAAAGAAAACCACUUAAGAGUAAGUGGCUGUCAAAGUACAAAAAUUAAGCUAUUGUAGAUUUUACCUAAAAACAAUUAAUUAACUAUUAGUGAAAUUGAAAUACUUAAUGAAUUAGUUAAACAUUCGCAUCCUGCCAUUGUGAGAAUAAUUGAUGUCUAUGAUUAAGGCACUCAAGUAUAUGUAGUUUAAGAAUUCUGUAAUAAUGGCACUUUAUAUGAUUUUAUGAAAAAGAAACCUUAAUUUAUGGGUGAGGAACAUUGCAUUGAAAUUUUAGAAUAAGUUGCCCAAGGCCUAGAUUAUUUACAUAAAAUCAAUAUUGUACAUAGAGAUAUUAAACCAGAAAAUAUUUUAAGAACUACAUUUAAUGGUUAGAUCUAUUAUAAGAUCUCUGAUUUUGGAUUAAGCAGUAUAGGGGAUAUGAAAUUAACUUCAAAAUUUGGAACUGCUUAUUAUGUUGCUCCUGAAAUUAUUGAUGGAAGAGUAGAAUUAUAUGGAUAUGAUAAAUCUGUAGAUAUAUGGGCUUUGGGAUUAAUGUUUGAUGAAUUAAUACAUGGUACUCCUUUCUAUGAUGGACUCACAGAAGAUGAAGUCUUUAUUAAAAUUAGAAACGAACCCUAUUAUCCAAGAAAACAUGAAUAUUCAGGUAGUCGUUUGCCACCAAGAAAGUAAAUUGUUGUUAAUAUUCUUAUGGGAAUGAUUAAUAAAGAACCAAAUCAAAGGAAAUCUCUUACUUGGAUACUUGAUUAAAUAAGACAAUACAAAUAAAGUGUUAUCAAUAGUUCACUUUCUCUUUUAAAUUAAGCUACAUUCUCUCAACCUAUCUCACCACUUUUGGUUAAUGAUUUAGAUGUUAUUUAAGACAGAAAAUCCAUUUAUUAACAAAAAUGUCCUUUACACAAUUAACCAGCUAUUUAUAGGAUGCCACUUAAGUAGGAAGAUAAAGAUAUUUCAAGGAUUGUUUCAGCUUGUUCUAAAUGUUUAAGAAGUAUAGGGGUUUAUGAAUUAGAUUCCUUAUAAAAGAAAGUUGAUGAAGCAUUGCGUAUACUAACUAUGGAGAAUUUUGAUCAAUUCUUUACUUAAAACUAUAUUAAAUAGGAAUUAUAAGAAAUGAGAGCUGAGUAUUUCUUAAAUUAUUCCUAUUUUACAAUAAGGGAUGAUUAAUUGUAAUCUAAAUUCGAUGUCAUCAUGAUGGAAUAAUAGAAAAAGGCAAAAAUUGAAUACAAUACUAAGAUUAAAUAAUUAAUAAAUUUUAGAGAUAAAAAUUAUACAUCUGAUGAAUAAUGGUUAAUAUAUGUUGCAGAAAAGUUGACAGAUUCAACUGAAAAUGAGUUUGUAUUAUACAUAAAGGAAGAUAUGGCUUAAUUUAGUGAACAUGGAAUUGAAGAUUGUAGAUAAUUAAUUUUCAAUCAUUUAAAAGAGGCAUCAGAUUAAUUAAGUUCUUUGAUUUGA